Sycon ciliatum is the source of this 3028-nucleotide messenger RNA. RefSeq lists its product as uncharacterized. The record is from RefSeq and is a predicted model, not a curated record. NCBI's taxonomy places the organism in Eukaryota, Metazoa, Porifera, Calcarea, Leucosolenida, Sycettidae.
GUGACACCAGAGCGAGUUGACAUUUUGCGAGAACAAGUCCGGCUGCACGGCCGACUAUCGGAGCAGCUAAAUGUCGAGUAGCGGCGGUCAUGACCCCGCUCCACAGGAGUGCAAGGCUUCGAGCGUGGCCUGCUCACCUCGUGCGGAGGAGAUCGGUGGCAACAUUGAGUUGAUAUGCGCGGCAGGCACAGCUGACCCUGACAGCUUGACAUCACCGGCGACUGAUACUGUGAGAACGGUGGCGUUGGUGUCAACAGGAGAGGAGUCUACGUCACCCACAGCGCCCGUCGCAUCUCCUCUCAGCCCACCGCAGCCGAACGCGGAUGCGGUAAAGCGUGUGAGCAUUCAGAAGAAUGCCGCUAGCGCCGUGCGCAGCAGUGAGGUAGCCUGCGCGAAUACCUACGCUGCAGGAAUGCCUGGCUGUCGCAGGAGUGACACGUCGUUCCUCUGCCGGCGUCGCAAAUCCGGCCAAUCCGACCGCGUAGCCGGCGAGUCGGGCCGCAAGCAGGGCGUGUCGACACCCGACUCCGCAACGGAUGGCGGCGUGUCAUCUGUGUUGGCUCGACGCAGAACGGCGCAGUCCGCCAGCGAUGUCUUGGACCUGGACGAGGGGGCAGCGAAUGUCAACGGUGGCAGUGGUGUGAAUCUCGCUGGCAACUUGCAUGCGAGCACGGUCAGUGAUCCAUACCCAGCCUGGGUGGCCUUCUCGCCGCUAACCAGUCCGAUAAGCAAACAGGAUCAGAACACGUAUCGAAAACGCGCCGGUUCUGCCGGCAGCGGCACGGCCAACGUCUUCUCGCACUCCACCCCAACUAGCUCUCCAUCGAAAGAGAAGCAGCAGCAGCCGGCAUCGGCGUCGGGAUCCAGCGAUGGCAGCAGUAGGACGGCGUCGGCCCUUAAGCAGCUGCUGAGCCGCCCGCUCGCCAGGCUCAAGAAAACGGCGACGGCGGCGGGGUCCGACGUGUCUCGCGCCUCCGCGCACUAUCUCCUAGCGCAGGCGAGCGGCAGCGACACGGAUGACGCCGACGCGAUUGGCAGCACCAGCACGCGCAGGCUGAUCAGAGGCAGCGGUGGUGGCGGCGGUGCUGUGCAGCAACCGUCCUCCCUGUCCCUGUGCUGGAGCAAUGCGGACGAGUUCUGUCCACGGAACAACGACGACAGUGACGGCGACGGCGACUAUGCCAGCAUUUCAACCAAUCGCCUGGGAAAUUUGAAAUCUGGCCGAGCUUCUCUGCCAAUGCUGUACCAGCAGCAGCAGCAGCAGCAGCAGCAGCAGCAGCAGCAGGGUUACGAUAUUCAAGAUUACCGCCACACAAUGCGCUCAAGAGCGUCCACAUUGUCACCGGUUACCGAUCGCGCACACGUUCUUCCGCGGCGUUCCGUUUCGGCGAUCAACCCUUCGGCAGCGGAGCGCGUGUUUGACCUCGAUGGCAGUCUGACCGGUACGCACUUAACCACCGGCCGAGGUGGCAAUAUUACAGGUGAGACGGCAGCAGCAGCAGCAGCGGCGGCACUGACAACGCCAACAACACCCGCCGCAACACCGCCGACGCCAUUGCGACCCGUCAGCACAGACUUGGCGUGGCUGUCCGAGCACUGGAAAGACGACAGCUCGGAAUGGACGUGCGGUACCGUCGGGGGCACCGCGGACGACGUGGCCUCUCCAGGACUGAUGGCUUCUGGCGGCAGUGGUGGUAACAAACAAAGUACUUGGGAGCGGGAUAGUUUCACCGCUGAACCGUUCUCAGUGAUUUGGGAUUCACCCACAUCCUCCGCCAGUCCAACUGGCAAUGCAGCAGAUGUACCGACAAAGCCGCGCGUGCCCCAGUCUGCACCCGGCAGCCUUGUGCACGGUGAUAGACCAGCCCUGCUUAUCAAGCUGCCACUGCCUCUGACCGCGCACGAUGAGAAAGACAGCAAGCCUUCGAAGCCGUCGCUCGGCUCCUUAGAAAUCAGGUCGUCCGUAAUCUCGGGCAAGAGUGGCGGGGACGGAGGGCAGAAGGCCGCAGCGAGAAGUCCGCCCGUGCACAGCGCCGCUGGUGCAAUGAGCAGCCGGAAAAGUGUAACGUCGCUGCCGAGUCAGUGUUCGGAGGCGCUGGAGCGGCAUGACGCCAACGUACCCAAGUCUAAGUCCGACCAUGGCAAUCUUUCCCGCCUGCCCAGCCUGUCCGACAUGGAUUGUAGCAGCAACACACACACUAUGCCCUCUACGCCGCUAAGCCAGCAGCCGUCGUUGGACUCGCUGUUCGCAUUCUCACCACCGCCGCAGCAGCAAGGCAGCAGUGGUGGCACGAAGGGACGCGGCGUGCACAGCUCGAUAUCCGCCAGCGUUGCAUCCGGUGUUAAGCUCUCCCUGCUCAGCAGCUAUCGGCGUAUUGGACACCUGUCCAUGGACAAGAAGCUCUCCUACGUAGCGCUUGAUGCUGGAGACAAGGACGAUGAAAACGAAGAGGAGGAAGUGGGCUGUCCGGGUGCUCUUCGGCUAGGCAGAGGAGACUCGACCUCUGAGUCGACCGACAUGACUCCCAUAGUUGACACGCGCGCAGACAGUGAACAACCGCGUAAUGAGAGCCCGUGUCCACCGCAAGCGACCGAAGAGAUCUCCGACUUACAUCCACUGCCGGCCCAGGACACUGACGAUGCUUCGGCCGGGCAGCUAAGUUCCAGCUUGGUUCGCGCUGACGACGCACUAUCACCUGAAAGCAACUGCGCGCGAGGUGAUGGGUUCCUUUCGUACGCCACCCGUGGCCUCUCGCUGCUACGUCGUCAUCAGACCUCUGGCCUAUCUCUACUUGCUCUGACAAUCUCCCUGGUCAUGGUAUGUCUAUCUAUUGGACUGCACCUACAACAGGUCAACACCGAUCAUCCCCUCGACGACAACUACCCAGCGGUGUCCAACACGGAACGCCUGCACCUUGUGGACUUGCGUACGCUCAGCCACAUGGCUGUAGAAGCAGAGAUCGAUCACGCCCUCAAGCGAGCUAAGUACAUAGAGAACAUUCAAGCUAUCUCACACAGUCUCAGACAG